AUGGGAGACCAAAGUCCAACAGGAUCGAAGUUGAGUCCAGUUCUCAUCAAGAUCAAGCCUUACCUGGCUAUGGUCUCCCUUCAAUUUGGAUAUGCAGGCAUGUAUAUCAUCAGUAUGGUCUCGUUUAAACAUGGCAUGAGCAACUUUGUUCUCUCAGUCUACCGUCAUGUUGUUGCCUUUUGUGUUAUUGCCCCGUUCGCCUUUGUUCUUGAAAGGAAAAUAAGGCCAAGAAUGACUCUCCCGAUAUUCCUCAGAAUAGUUCUGCUUGGUUUUCUUGAGCCAGUUCUUGAUCAAAACUUAUACUUUCUGGGAAUGAAGUACACCUCAGCAACGUUUGCAUCUGCUGUUGUCAACGUCCUUCCUGCCAUCACCUUCAUAAUGGCAGUUUUUUUCAGGUUAGAGAGUGUGAACGUUAAGAAGCUACAUAGCCUGGCAAAGGUGGUGGGAACUGUAAUCACUGUUGGAGGAGCCAUGGUGAUGACACUGUACAAAGGCCCCAUUGUGGAUAUCAUACGAGGCCACACACACAGCCACAGCACUAGCACCACCGACUCCACCAACCAGCAUUGGGUGGCUGGGCCUUUGAUGCUCUUAGCUAGUUGCGGUGGUUGGGCCAGUUUCUUCAUCGUUCAAUCAUUUACUUUAAAGAAGUACCCAGCAGAGCUUUCUCUCACAGCUUGGAUAUGCAUUAUGGGAGUGUUGGAAGGUGGGGUAAUAACAUUAGCGGUGGAACGCAAAAUGAGUGUUUGGGUUAUAGGCUGGGAUUCGAGGCUCCUUGCUUCAGUUUACUCUGGAAUUGUUUGCUCUGGACUUGCAUAUUAUGUGCAAGGUGUUGUGAGUAGGGAACGAGGCCCCGUUUUUGUAACAGCUUUCAGUCCUCUCUGCAUGAUCAUCACCGCUGCCCUAGGAGCCAUCGUUUUAGCUGAAAAGGUCCACCUUGGAAGUAUAAUUGGAGCCAUUUUCAUAGUCUUCGGUCUCUACACUGUGGUAUGGGGCAAAAGCAAAGACCCACUAGCCUCAAGCGCACCAUUGAAAGACGAGAAAAGCAAUAACCUUGAGUUGCCAGUGACGGCUGAUCCCAACGACAUCAGUGGACGCACCUGA
Messenger RNA from Prunus armeniaca (apricot), 1104 nucleotides. The record is from the annotation of a GenBank genome assembly. NCBI's taxonomy places the organism in Eukaryota, Viridiplantae, Streptophyta, Magnoliopsida, Rosales, Rosaceae.